Fomitopsis serialis is the source of this 1479-nucleotide messenger RNA. RefSeq lists its product as uncharacterized. The record is from RefSeq and is a predicted model, not a curated record. Bases 61 to 1479 code for a protein of 472 amino acids. The transcript is spliced from 5 exons. NCBI's taxonomy places the organism in Eukaryota, Fungi, Basidiomycota, Agaricomycetes, Polyporales, Fomitopsidaceae.
GUACAUCUCGUUCUCCGACACUCUGAGGCAAUAAUUUGCAACACAGCCAUUCAUGGAAGCAUGAGUGACGAUGCUACUGGACGCGGGCCACAGUCGCUGUUAAGCGAGUUCUACCACCGCUUCAAUGGAUAUGUCCAUUCAGUCGAGACUGCCCUUGCGAAUCCGACAGAUUCGACAGUACUCGAGCGCCUUGGAGAUGAUCUCAAUCAGUUUGGGCAGCUCGUCACCGAGCAUGCAGCGACAUUCCCUCCAGGUGAACUGGGCCACAUUCAAAAUGGUGUCGGUCUUAUGCUGAUCACAAUCGACCCGACUUGGCUAGAGUGGGCAUAUCAGCAUCGUUCGAUUGCAGGCCUCGCUCGUUUCUUGAAUGUCGGGCGAUCAACAGUCCGCAAUGCUCUACUGGAAUACCAGAUCGCCGAACCUCAGCAAAAUCCCUUCCCCACAUCUGAUCUCUCGGCCGAACCAAUCCAGGUGUCGGAAGAUGAUCACGAUGACCUACUAGACCCGAUUCUCCCUGAAGCCUUAGCUCACAUGGAUGGGCCUGCUAUGAUGGGCGAUGGCCAAUAUGCGGAUCAUAUCUCGUCUUUUACCGGUCCUUUAACCCUCCUGACCGAUGCCCAGCUUGAUGACCUCCUCAAGCAGCUUCGCAUGCAUUAUCCCCGUGCAGGCAUCACGAUGCUGGAUGGAAUGCUGCGACAGCUCGGCCACCGUGUACCUCGUCAGCGAAUACGAUCUUCCCUUUCCCGCAUUGACCCUAUCCACCGGACCUUUGAGCGUAUUCGCAUACGACGCCGAAAAUACAAGGUGGCCGGUCCAAAUGCAUUAUGGCAUCAUGACGGCCAGCAUGGUGUGAGCAUCCACAAUGUUCGCAUCGAGCGUCUCUGGGUCGAUGUCACUGCACAAGUCGGUGCAAAGUGGGCGGAAUUUUUCACGACACUCGAGGUUCAUUAUGGCCUUGAUCUCAACAACGACAAUCACAUCUGGCUCCUACAUCUGCUCUUCCUCGAUCGCAUCAAUGACGAGCUUGCCUUCUUCGCUGAUGGUUGGAACCACCACCGAAUCCAAAUCCGAGAUGGGCCCAAUCGCUCGCCCAUAGACAUGUUCGUCUUCGACAUGCUCGUUCAUGGAGUACGUGGAGAUCAAUUGCCCGAUGAAGCUCAGACUAUGGAGGAGCUGGAGGUGUAUGGUGUCGACUGGGAGGCACUACGCGAGGAUCGUCUUUUGCGUGCCUACCAUCAGAACAACACCCAAACCGAUGGUGCAUCGUCAUGGAUUGGUAGGGUUGGUCCACCCGAGCGGCUGAACGAGGUCGAGGUUGAACCUCCCGAGGAGCCAGGAGUUGAUGCUUUGGACAGAGUCAUUGGUGUCCUAGCACAGGCGAUUGAGCCGUGGUCGGCUCAUGCAGAUCAAGCAAGUCUAGCAGCCUGCUGGGUGAAUGCAUUGGCAUACCUCCAGAGCCAGUAUAUGGAUAUGUUUUGA